Molecule: messenger RNA, 7902 nt
Organism: Haplochromis burtoni (Burton's mouthbrooder)
Lineage: Eukaryota; Metazoa; Chordata; Actinopteri; Cichliformes; Cichlidae
Product: deleted in malignant brain tumors 1 protein
Exons: 17
Coding region: 3478-7275 (1265 amino acids)
Cellular component (GO): membrane
Source: RefSeq, a predicted model, not a curated record
UUGAAUUGAAUUGAAUUGAAUUGAAUUGAAUAACUGUCACAUGGUAUUAAACAGAAGCUGUCAACUGAGCUCUUGAGUGGGAAUUCAUAAUGAAGCAGUUUAAUUUGUAGAAUUAAGAUGCUCUUCAUGUUUUUGGCCACCAGAUGCCACCAAAGAGGACUGUUGAAAACCGUUUAAUAAUUAACCCCUUUUCAAUACAAGCUUCAAUGCUUCAGAAAGCUUCAUUUGCCCAUCACUACUUAAAAUGUGAUAUUGUAUAAUAGCCUAAUGGAACAGAAGUGCUGUAGUUUGAACUUGCCCCCAACCACAUCGCAAAGAUGCUUGAUUACAUUACAUUACUGAAACCAGUCAUCAGAAGAUGGGUACACUGAGGUCAUAAGGGAAUCGUUAGCAGCUACACUCAGGUAUUCUUUGGUGUUUGAAAGCUGCACAACCGAUGCUAAAGGUCCUAAAGUGUGCCAAAGUUCCCAUAUACCAUUAUACUACUAGCACCAGUCUGAAUCGUUUAUACAAGCAGGAUGGAUCUAUGCAGUGAUUUUCUCCUUUUCCCUAUACCACAUAUUUUCCCUAUACCACAGUAGGGUUUUGUUACAAUCCCAGUAGAUCAGCAGUUUCCGAAAUAGUUAGACCAUCCUGUCCGGCACCAACAACCAUGUUCAAAGUCAUUUAAAUCCCCUUUCUUCCACAUUCUGGUGCUUGGUUUGAACUUUGGGAGGCAUGUCUCUUUCCCUAAAAUGCACUAAGAUGCAGCCAUGUCAAAGGCUGAUUAGAUAUUUGGAUUGACCAGCAGUUGAACUGGUGUAGCUAACAUAGUGAUUGGUAAGUGUAUCUGACUUUAUUUUCUGUGGGGAAACUGCAGUGGCCGCUAUUGGACUUGCCAAAAAUGUUAGAACAAUUCAAGCUGAAGUAGAGUGAGCAUUUGAAAGUUAAAAAUAGUUGCUAACUGUACAGUAUUGCCUUUAAUACAUAAUUUAAGGUCUUCAAAGUAUUUGUCUUAAGGAAGUGCAAGGUCCUUACAACAGUCUAAUAUUAACACAAAUCCAAGCCAAUAACAAGAUAAAAGUACUCCUUGCGCUGCAAUUGCUGUUCUAAUUAUAACUCUGGUAUAUACACGCAUUUCUACUUAUUAGACUAUUAUCUUGUUUGUGACAUGACCAGCCUGUUUAUCAGACUGCACACAAUGUCUUCUUUUUCAGGUAGCUUUGUGAUGUAAUUUCCUAUCAGAGAACCUCAGAUCCUGUAAUAAUUUACCCAAAUGUCAAUAUGUGUUUAACCUGCUGUCCUUUCAAACUCCAGUAUUCUCUAACACUAGUUUCAAAUUCGGCCAUUGACAAAGUUUGGAAAUAGAAGAUUGCCAAGACUCAGUUCAAUUCAUUGGGCCAGUUAGUACUUUCACGUUAUUCACAGACUCUGGUUGUGCUGGCUACAACCCUUUUUUUCUUCUUCAAACAGUCCCUAUAAGGACAUUUUCACUGCAUGCAAGCUUUUAACAGAUGAACCAAGUACUUCCCUCUGAGGACUGUUUUAUGUGUUACCAAGUCUGAGGCAAUAAGACUUUGUAACAAAUAAUAUAAAACUGAAUAGACAAACAAAUGUAUCUAUUUUUUUCUAUCACUUUAUUCCCACACAUCCGACUGAAGAUGCUAAACUCUGGUUUUGAAGUAUAAAGAAAUGAAUGGAGAGUGUUAUAGAAAUACACACAUGAAUUUUAAAGUAAUAAACCUACUAUGUGACUUCAUUUUAUGCAAUAUGUGAAAACAUAAGCAUAGACUUUAGCCACAAGUCUAAGCACAACCACAAACCAAACAAAGCUGAAAUAUUUGGCCAGUCAUCCACCCAUUUUCUUAGCUAUCACCAGUCUGUUGCAAAACGAAUUAAGAGAGACAGAAAACCAUUCUCACAAACACACCUAUAGUCAAUUUACAAUUAACAGUUAACUUAACAUGCAUGUCUUUGAACUGUGGGACAAGACCAGAGUACCUCUAGAGAGGACACAAAGGAACAUGCAAACUUCAAGAUUCAAACCCAUAAGUUUAUUGCUGUGAGGGGACAAUGAUAACCUUUGCUAACCACAUUGGAUUUUUCUGUCUGACAAAAAUUGAUUCACAGUAUAUCAUAGGAUAUACAAAAAUAAGUCAGUGUGGAAAAGCUCACUGUAGCAUCCACAAGUGCAGGUUAAAGCACUGCCAUGCUAAGAAGAAGUCAUCUAUGAACAGUCUUAUCUUGGUCAAAGCUCAAUUAAAAUAGACUAAGACAAAGUGGAAUAUUGGUCUUUGGUCAAAGGAAUCAAAAUUUUAAAUUAUUUUUGGAAAACAUGGACAACACGUCCUCCAGACUAAAGAACAGAGGGACCAUCCAGCUUGUUAUGAACAUUUAGUUCAAAAGCCCGCAUCCCUGAUGGUACAGGUUGCAUUAGAGCCUAUGGAAUUGGCAGCUUGCAAUGGAAACUCACCAUCCGUGCAGUGAAAAGUAAACACUAGGUUUUAGAGCAACAUAUGCUCCCACCUAGACAAUGUCUUUUUCAGGGUUAGGGUUAGGUAAGGCCUUGCAUAUGCCAGUGAAACACUGCUAAACGGCACGCUGCAACUAUUACAACAGCAUUGCUUCACUGCAGAAGAGUCCACAUGCUGAACUACCUUUCACUACCUGAAAACAUUUGAAACACACCAUGAAAUGAAAACUAUAAAGAUGACUCAUGAUUGUUGAGCAGCUAUAAUCCUAUCAGACAAGAAUGGGACAACUACUCAUCUCCUCUUAUUGCUCAAUAGUUGCUCACGUCUCAAAAAAGCAGAUAGGGCCAUUUUUUUGUAGGAUCCCCUCUUCUUUGAACAAAAGUAUGUAAAUGGCAACACACUGGAAACAAACCAUCAACUUUCUUCUCAAUAUUUGACAUUUUCCUUGUUAAAAUGUUGUUUUCUUUCAGGAAAGCAAAUAUGAAGGAAAAGUAAGGAAUACAUUGAGAAACAUAGGCUGGAAAAAGAGGAAGUUAAGAUAAUGUGACGGAAAUUGCUCUGUGUGACAACAGAUAACAAAAUCAGCCAAAAUCAACUAAAAUGCUGAAUGGACAAAUUAAUUAGGAAAUAGCAAGUAAAGAAUGAACACAGCGUUCUUAGAAAACAACAAAACAUUUUAUCGAAAGGUCAUUUUAAAGCAAUGAUUAGUCAUCAAUUUCUUAUUAAUCUGACUAACUAAAGUAAUAUAUGCUUUUAGUAUUUACAACAAAAGAAGAAAAGAUUUAUAAGACUGACUGAGACUCAGAGUUUCACAACAGGAAGUGCUUUGCAUACCAAAUCCCAGAUGAGAACGCCUUGAAUAAUAAAAUACAGGACAAGAACUGGGUCUGAACAGUUUAGUGAAGGAACAAACUUCAGCAAGUUGAGAUCUGGUAUCUCAAACCAGAGUUAUUCUUCAUUAUACUGAUGAACAAAACCUACAAUAAUCUAUUUUAAAGCAUUUGAUCAACACUGAAGACCAAAUAUGAUCCUCAUUUCGGAUGAAAAACGACAUUUUGUUUUUUACUUGUCUCUUGGCCUCUUGAGUUUUCUACAGUUUACUGAAUGUGAGAAAAUGAGGCUGGUCGGACCUUCGCGUUGCUCUGGUAGAGUGGAGAUCUUCUACCAAGACAGUUGGGGAACUGUCUGUGAUGAUCAGUGGAGCAUGGCCAAUGCUGAGGUGGUGUGUCGAGAGCUAAACUGUGGGGCAGCUAUGGAGGCCAAAAAAGGUGCUUUCUUUGGACAGGGAAAAGAUGAGAUCUGGUUGGAUGAUGUACAGUGUGUUGGCCAUGAGUCUUCCAUCCUUAAGUGUCAACACAGACCUUUUGGGCAAAAUAACUGUGGCCAUAGUGAAGAUGCAGGAGUGGUCUGUUCAGAAAAUGUGCGGUUUACAAAUGGAACCACUCGUUGUAAUGGCAGAGCGGAAGUCUACCAUGAUGGUCAGUGGAAAAAAGUUUGCAGUGACUGGGGCAAAGAAGCAGCUCAGGUGGUGUGCCGAGAGGGCGGCUGCGGUGAUCCUCUCCCUCAGACCGAAACACCCUAUUUUGGAGAAGCACGUGACCUCACCGCAGUCAAAGCCAUCUGCUCUGGAAAUGAGACCUCUGUCUCACAGUGCUCAGUUCUAAAAGUCAAUGAAAGUUGUGAAGAUGCUACUGUUGUCUGUGGAAACAGUCAACCCAUUCGGCUUGUGAAUGGGACUAAUCGCUGCUCUGGUAGAGUGGAAAUCUACUAUAAUUCACAAUGGGGAACAGUCUGUGAUGACAGAUGGGGGAUGCAAGAAGCAACUGUGGCAUGUCGAGAGAUGAACUGUGGCAAUGCUCUCUCAGUCAAGUACAAGGCUUACUUCGGGAGAGGCCAGGAUCAGGUUUGGUUGGAUGAUAUUGAGUGCACUGGUCAUGAGAAGUCCCUUGCUCAAUGUCCUCACAGAGGUUUUGGUGAACAUGACUGUGACCACAAUGAAGAUGCUGGUCUCGUGUGCUCAGAAACAGUCAGAUUGAUAAAUGGGACUGAUGGCUGUUCUGGCAGACUGGAAGUUUUCCAUGACGGCCGAUGGGGGAAACUUUGUAAUAAUAACUGGAGCCCUAAAGAAGCUACAGUUGUGUGUAAGGAGCUCAACUGUGGAGUGCCAAUAAAAUCCCAAAACAACUUCUUUUUUGGUGACAGCUCACUGCGAGGGUUCACAAGUACAUGCACUGGUAAUGUGAGCACUAUCAGCCAAUGUCAACUGCAAGAACACAUGGGAUCAUGUGCAGGUGUUUCUCUCGCAUGUGCAGGUCAACCACCACUAAGGCUUGUGAACGGCACUGACCGAUGCUCUGGCCGAGUGGAGAUUCUGCAUGACGGCCAGUGGGGAACAGUGUGUGAUGAUGAAUGGGACUUCAGAGAUGCUGAGGUGGUGUGCAGAGCCAUGGACUGUGGAACACCUCAGACUGCCAAAUCCAGUGCCUUCUUUGGUGAAGGCCAAGGAUUGAUCUGGCUUGAUGAUGUCAACUGUCUAGGUAACGAGACGUCACUUGUGCACUGCAGACGUUCCUCCUUUGGAGAAAAUAACUGCGGUCAUGGUGAAGAUGCAGGAGUGAUUUGUUCAGCUACCAUUCGACUAAUCAAUGGGACUGACAUGUGCUCAGGAAGGGUGGAGGUCCACCAUGGUGAACACUGGUCACCAGCACUUAAUGUCAACUGGGGGAGGAAUGAAGCUACAGUGGUGUGCAGAGAGAUGAAUUGUGGAGAUCCUGUCAAGAUGUCAGGGUCAUUUGGUCAAGGUGAAGAUCUGAGAGGGUACGAGAUCCAUUGUAGUGGUAGAGAGACCUCUCUCACACAGUGCUCAUUUAGAGACUAUAGCAGAUCUGCCACGAACCGUGUUGAAGAAGCCUCUGUGGUAUGCUCAGGUAACGUGAGAUUAAAUGGUGGAUCCACUCGUUGCGAUGGAAGAGUAGAAUAUUUUGAUCAAAACCAGUGGGGGACUGUGUGUGCUGAAUCCUGGGACAUGAAUGAUGCAACAGUGGUGUGCAAACAGUUGGAUUGUGGGAGGCCCCAUAAGCUUCUUCAGCUUGGCCCUGGUACAGGACAGACCUGGAAUGAUCAAAUUGAAUGCAAUGGAAGAGAGUCUACAUUGACUCAGUGUCCACAAAGACCAUAUCCAGACAGGACUUGCAACAACACUGUAUUGGCUGGUGUUUUCUGCACAGGAAGCUUGGCUAUCCGGGUGGCUAACAGUAACGAUGAGUGCUCUGGAAGAGUGGAGGUACGUCAUGGCGAGCAGUGGCACACAGUGUGUGACACGGACUGGACUCUAAGUAAAGCUCAAGCAGUUUGCGAGACGCUGGAGUGUGGACGUGCCAUGAAUGCUCCUGGUGCUGCUUUUCACGGCCCAGGCAGUGGACCAGUGGUGGAGGCUAGCUCUUCAUGCUUUGAUAAUGUGACAUCUCUUCAGCAAUGCUCAGUCAAAGGUUUUACAAGAGCAACCUGCGGGCAUGAACAUGAUGCUGGUGUUCUCUGUGCAGCACAAGUCCGGUUGGUGGGUGGCUCAGGUGAAUGCUCCGGCAGAGUGGAGGUCUUCUAUAAAGGACAGUGGGGAACUGUGUGUGAUGACGAUUGGGAAAUGAGCGAUGCCGAUGUAGUAUGCAGACAGCUUGGUUGCGGUCAUGCCGUUUCAGCACCUGCAAGUGCCCAUUUUGGUAGAGGCAGUGGCCCUAUAUGGCUGGAUAACGUGGAAUGCUCAGGCCAAGAGUCUGCACUUUCACACUGUUCACAUCCUGGUUUUGGACAAAAUAACUGUGGGCAUGGUGAAGAUGCCAGUGUUAUCUGCUUAGGUGCUCUGCAGAAGCCUGAAAUCACGAUCAACCCUGGGGUAGAGGUAAACUGGGGUGACAAAGUUGAAAUUACCUGCACGCUACUAACAGAACACAUGGGCGGUACAUUUCUCCUGAAAAAAACCCAAGGGUCAUUUCAAAUGGAGAAAUUCUCAGAUCAAGCUUCUGCAACCUUUGUCUUCCCUAAAGUGGACUUUAGUCAGAAGGGUUCAUACUACUGUGAAUAUCAAAAGAAAAUGGCCAAUCAAAUCAUCUACUAUCCUCAAGGAAUUCCUGCUGACCUCUCUGUUGUAGUUAAACUGGAAAAACCCAGCAUCUCCCUGGUGUCCCCCCAUGCAAUGGUGGUCUACAGUCCCGACAAAGUAUCAGUCACCCGAGGCAGCACCUUCUCCGUCACUUGCUCUAUUCAUUCCAUUUACUCUAGAGGUUUCUUCAGUUUGACAAAUUUAAACACGAACAAUACCGAAACAAUGUCAGCAUUUGGCUACUCAGUCUUAUACCUGGCCACUUUUGAGCUCCCUUCAGUAGAUUUUAAAGACCAAGGAUCGUAUACGUGUCACUACAGCGUUAACAUCUCUGCAAUGUCCUUCUCUUCUGCUCCUUCAAGGAAACUUUAUAUCUCCGUUACCUCACCCUCAUCUUCUUCAGUUGUCGCAGCUGUUGUGGGUGUGCUAGUAGUUUUGCUACUCCUCGUGGUUAUUAUUUUCCUGGUCUGGAGAAAGAAGUGGGGGGUUUCUGAAGUCAUUGUUCAGUUUAGUAACAGAUUUGGAGCAGCAAUAAAACAAGAAAUGGAGGACAAAACCACUGUAGCCCUUGAUGAAAGAGAGAGGAAUAACCAACUGUAUGAGCCAUGCACUCCCAGCCCAGAACAGAGUAAAACUGAUGCAGAUACUGAUAGCAAUGCUGAGAGGGCACCCGAAGACCUGGCUGGAAAAGUGUGUUAUGAGCUUGAACCUCUUGUUGUUUCAUGAUAACAUGUAUGAAAACAUAACCUCAGUAAUGUGGUUUUAGUAAAUAUAAAGAGGAGUAUAACAGUAGGCUAAAAAGCAGAACUUUAGUGAAAUAUUUGCAAAAAGUUUCAUUUCUCUUUUGACAUCUAAACCACAUCCAUAGUGAUGUUGCAAUGACCUACUCUGAACCAUAGUUUUCAACGCAAAAGCAAAGUGACUACCAAACUAUUUCAGAUCAGCAAAAUAAACACUUUCAUUCUGUGUGAAGUUGCUCUUUAGGACUGUUUAAGGAUUGUCGGUUUUUUUAAAUUCUUUUUUCAACAAAUAAUUCAUAAAUCUUCAGACUUUGUUUCAUUAAACCUGAGCUGUUUCCAGUCUUUUAAGAGAACUUUAAAUGAUUUGUUUAAAAUAACAUGUAUGCUUAUCCUGUCAGAGUAUUCCUCUUUCAUGCAAAAGUCUUUUUCACGUGUUUUUAUUUGGUAAUUUUUGUCUUCACUGAGUGAUUCUCACACUUCAAGGUUCAAGGACUUUUACGAAGAUGCCUAUUAUGAAUAUCUUGUUUGACUUUAACACUGACUAUAUUUCAUGAUGAGUUGCUUUUUCUUUCUUAAUCUUUUCUGGUAUAAGAAUAAAUAUGUACUUCAUAUA